CUGUUGCCAGCUCUUGACACCUUCCACACUUCGAGCAAUCUCUCCGGUAUUUUAUCUUUGCUGAAUUUUUUUUUCUCCCCCAGCUCAGUGCAACCUUUGUUGAAAUGUGCAUUGUAACAGAAGACCAAUUGCAUGUGUCUUUCCCCACGCUAGGCGCCCUGUGUUUGUAUGAGAUGUCAUCGCAUUGCAUCAGAUCUGAGCUCAGGUUUGCAUGCUGUUUCUUUCACCCUGAAAACCCAUGCUAACAGAUCCUCAACACAGGAUAAUUGUAUUGGAGCGAAGCUGUUCAGAUAUUGGUUGCCUGUCAGCAAAGACGGAGGGUUAUGCCUGAUUGAAAUAGCUGCGGCUAAUGGAACUGCUAAUCGAUCACAGAAAUAUGUAUCUGAACCCUCGUCUGAGGUUGUGUUUGGACCCACGUUCCUGGGAGGUGUGCCAUUUCUUUCCAAGCUGCAUGGUAACAUAGGCUCUGGUAUUGUGGGCUGCAUCAUGGAGCUUCAGGUCAACUCUAGAGAAUUGCAUAUAAUGGAAGAGGCUCAUCGAGGCCAAAACAUCCACAACUGUGAUACACCAGUGUGUCAGCACCAACCAUGCCAAAAUGGUGGCAGAUGCAUCAGGUAUGCAUCCACUGUUCAUCUGCUCCUUCGAAUUGUCCCUGACCCUUCUUUAGACAAUUAAACAGUGCAAUUUGCACCAUAUGACAAAGUAGUGUCUCCACCUCACGCUCAAGCAUCCUUUACUGCUAAUUAAUUGAUAAAGGAUCCAAAACUGUCAGGUGGUCAUGAGGGUAAAAAAGAUAUGGCAGCAAUGUGUACAAGCCCCAGCGGUAGCUGCUGCCUCUGUACUAUUGAGCUGAA
Molecule: messenger RNA, 854 nt
Organism: Ictalurus furcatus (blue catfish)
Lineage: Eukaryota; Metazoa; Chordata; Actinopteri; Siluriformes; Ictaluridae
Product: protein eyes shut homolog
Exons: 3
Coding region: 169-675 (168 amino acids)
Source: RefSeq, a predicted model, not a curated record